AUGGCCUCUCUCUUUAAGGAUCCGAACAAGCUGUCUGCAUAUAGGGAUAGAAGGUUUCCUGGGAAUCAGGAAGAGUUCGACGCGGCUCUGUUAAACUCGACCACUCUUUAUGUGGGGAACAUGUCGUUUUACACUACCGAGGAGCAAGUUUACGAGCUGUUCUCUCGAGCUGGAGAGAUUAAAAAGAUUGUCAUGGGUUUGGAUAAGAACAGCAAAACACCUUGUGGCUUCUGCUUUAUAAUGUACUAUUCACGGGAAGAUACUGAAGAUGCCGUUAAGUAUAUUAGUGGGACUAUUCUUGAUGACCGUCCUAUUCGUGUCGACUUUGAUUGGGGUUUUCAAGAAGGCAGGCAAUGGGGACGUGGUCGAAGUGGUGGACAGGUACGGGAUGAAUAUCGUACAGACUAUGAUCCAGAUAUCCUCCCUAUGUGUAUUAUUUAA
Messenger RNA from Striga hermonthica, 441 nucleotides. NCBI's taxonomy places the organism in Eukaryota, Viridiplantae, Streptophyta, Magnoliopsida, Lamiales, Orobanchaceae. The record is from the annotation of a GenBank genome assembly.